CCCUCUCUCCCUCUUCCUUAAACCCUAAUCUCAAUGACAACCACCGCAGCAUCCCCGCCGCACCCAGAUGAGCAACUCGCUCCACCUUCACAAACCUCAAGAGUGAGCCCCAAGACGGUAAACGGCGCCGUCUCCGCUCUACUGAAAUGGAGAAGCGAGAAAUCAAAAACAGAGAAGCCACAGCUCCUCGAGCAAGACGAGUUCAUCUACCUAAUCGUCACCUUAAAGAAGAUCCCACAAACUAACCGCACGAAGCCUCACCGCAUCCCCCUCCCUCACCCUCUCAUCAACACCGAAGAAGACUCCUCCUCUCCCGAGCUCUGCCUCAUCAUCGACGACAGACCUAAAAGCGGUUUAACGAAAGAAGACGCGAAGAAGAAGAUCGAGUCCGAUAACGUCCCGAUCACGAAGAUCCUCAAGCUCUCGAAGCUCAGGACCGAUUACAAGGCCUUCGAGUCGAAGCGCAAGCUCUGCGACUCGUACGACAUGUUCUUCGCGGACCGGAGGGUGAUCUCCCUCCUCCCGAGGCUGAUCGGGAAGAAGUUUUUCAGUUCCAAGAAGUUACCAGCAGCUGUUGAUUUGAAGCAUAGGAACUGGAAGGAGCAGGUGGAGAGGGCUUGCGGAUCUGCGAUGUUCUUUGUGAGGACCGGGACUUGUAGCGUUGUGAAGGUUGGGAAGUUGUCUAUGGAAGGGGGUGAGAUUGUGGAGAAUGUGAUGGAGACUUUGAGUGGGGUUGUUGAGGUGUUGCCGGGUCAGUGGAAGUAUGUUAGGUCUUUGCAUUUGAAGCUGUCUGAGAGCGUGGCGUUGCCUGUGUAUCAGAGUGUGCCUGAUUUGAAGCUGAAGAUUGAUGCUUUUGGUGCUGGGAAUGGGAAGAGUCUUGUUUUUAAGGAAGAGGAGGAGAGUGGUGAGAAGAGUGAUGUGGUGAAGGGGAAGAAGAAGAAGAAGGGGAGGAUUCAUGAGGUUAGGUAUAUGGAUAGUAAUGUGUCUGAGGUGCUUGAUGAUGAUGAGAUUGGUGAUGUUGAAGUGAGUAAUGAGGUUGUUGAGUCUGCUAGUGAUAAGAAGAAGAAGAAGAGAAAGAAGGUAAGUGAGGUUGCAGAGGCUGAGAAACCGAAGAAGAAAGUGGCCAAGGGGAAGCUGAAAGAGAAAAGUAUGGAUGAUAAGGAGGUGAGUGAGGUUGUAGAGACUGAGAAACCGAAGAAGAAAGUGGCUAAGGGGAACGUUAAAGAGAAGAGUAAGGAUGAGUUAAAGCCGAAGACGAAGAAGACGGAGAUCACAAAACAAGGGUCUGGAGGUGGUUUGACACCUAAGAGGAAGAAAACUGUCGUUAGAAAGUGAGGCAAUGGAAGAUCAGAGGAUUAGAUCUUCAUGGUUUUUGCUUUUCUUUUUUUAUUGAAUCGUAGUGCUGAUUACAUUUUGUUGUCUUUCAUUUCUUGUACUGAUGCAUGUGGAGGAAACAUACGUCUGUUAUCAGUUUUGAACCUUUCUUAUUUUACCUUCAUUAUAAACAAGUUAUGCACACGCAACGUUAGG
Messenger RNA from Brassica oleracea var. oleracea, 1530 nucleotides. RefSeq names its product ribosomal L1 domain-containing protein 1-like. The record is from RefSeq and is a predicted model, not a curated record. The transcript has a single exon. Bases 34 to 1335 code for a protein of 433 amino acids. Lineage: Eukaryota; Viridiplantae; Streptophyta; Magnoliopsida; Brassicales; Brassicaceae. Gene Ontology annotation, cellular component: 90S preribosome.